Ruditapes philippinarum (Manila clam) is the source of this 551-nucleotide messenger RNA. Its product is annotated as small ribosomal subunit protein uS10. The transcript has 4 exons. The coding region runs from base 139 to 492 and encodes 117 amino acids. Gene Ontology annotation, molecular function: RNA binding; structural constituent of ribosome. Lineage: Eukaryota; Metazoa; Mollusca; Bivalvia; Venerida; Veneridae. The record is from RefSeq and is a predicted model, not a curated record. Gene Ontology annotation, biological process: translation. Gene Ontology annotation, cellular component: ribosome; cytosolic small ribosomal subunit.
CCAUGCCUAUUCUAACGCUGUACAAAUUCUCACGGUAACCGUCCUUUCACGCCGCCAUUUCUACGAAGGAAAGUCGCUGGCUCACCACUGUUCAAAGAUUUUUAUUUUGUCUUUGAUUAAGUCGGCCAGAUAAUAAACAUGUCUUACAAAGAUACUAAAGCUCCCACUGAUGAGGCCCCUAUCCACAGGAUCAGGAUCACACUUACCAGCAGAAACGUAAAAAGUCUGGAAAAAGUGUGUGCUGACCUGAUCAAGGGUGCCAAGGAAAAGAACCUUAAGGUCAAGGGACCAGUACGUAUGCCAACUAAAAUCCUCAGGAUUACAACCAGGAAAACACCUUGUGGUGAAGGUUCCAAGACCUGGGAUAGAUUUCAGAUGCGUAUUCAUAAGCGUCUGAUUGAUCUUCACAGUCCAAGUGAGAUUGUCAAACAGAUCACCUCCAUCAGUAUCGAACCUGGAGUCGAGGUUGAGGUCACCAUCGCUGACGCUUAGAUUCUCUCCCCUUAAACUUGUCAAAAGUGGAGUAAACAAAUAAAAAAAUUGCAAAAGCA